AUGGAGAACGGGGACGAGUGGCUUGCACCCGACAAGCUCCAGCACGUUGUUGCUUGCCUUCUCAUCACCGCCUGCGUGUCGGGCGUGUUGAGCCGAUCACGGUAUCGCUUCCUGAGACGAUGGUCAACGCCGCUGGGCUGCGGUACGGCCCUCGUCGCGGGGAUCGCCAAGGAGGCCGGGGACGAGCUCGGAUUCUGGGAAUCCGCCGGAGCCUCGCUCAAGGACGGCGUCGCGGACGUCUUCGGUGUAUUCAUCGCGGCGGUCUUCCUUUCCCUCUCGAGGAAGUUCUCCCCAUCGUCGCCGGAGAAGGUGGAUCGCGAUCGAGAGCUUUCAAUGGUCUGA
Molecule: messenger RNA, 342 nt
Organism: Spirodela intermedia
Lineage: Eukaryota; Viridiplantae; Streptophyta; Magnoliopsida; Alismatales; Araceae
Source: the annotation of a GenBank genome assembly